AUGCGGAAGUACAUAGAAGUCAAAGUGGCACAUUCCACAGAGACUGCCCUUCUGUCAGUCACUGAGAAGCUCCAUGCUGCUAGAUCUGCUAAACUUUCAUCUGUCCUCAUCCUCCUGGACCUGUCAGCUGCAUUUGACACCGUGAACCACAAGAUUCUAUUAUCUAUUCUUACAAGCCUUGGAAUUUGUGGAACAGCGUGGCAAUGGUUUGCUUCUUACCUUAAAGAUAGGUCAUAUGAGGUUUCCACCCGGAUCUCAGCAUGUCUGGCAGACAUCUCAUUUUGGAUGGCUGCUCAUCAGCUGAAGCUCAAUCUCAGUAAAACCGAACUGUUGUUUAUCCCUUGUGACUCAUCUCCAGGUCAAGACCUUGUGAUAUCCAUGGACAACAACCAAAUCACUCCCUCAACCACCGCCCGCAAUCUUGGGGUAACCGUGGACAAUCAUCUGUCAUUUUCCCCACACAUCGCUAACCUUACUCGCUCUUGUCGAUUUCUUCUUUACAAUAUCAGAAGAAUUCGCCCAUUUCUUUCUUCACAGGCUACUCAGGUGCUUGUUCAGUCCCUUGUUAUUUCAAGACUGGACUACUGCAACUCACUCCUGGCAGGCCUGCCUCUGUCCACGAUUCGUCCUCUGCAACUGAUCCAGAAUGCAGCAGCACGACUCGUUUUUAACCUUCCCAAGUUCUCCCACACCACCCCACUCCUCCGCUCCCUGCACUGGCUUCCUGUAGCUGCCCGCAUCAAAUUCAAAACACUGAUGCUUGCCUACAAAGCCAAAAAUGGCCCAGCACCCACUUACCUCUCUGCGCUAAUUACACCACGCACUGCACCACGUUGCCUCCGAUCCUCCAGCACUGCUCGCCUCAUCCCACCAUUUCUCAGGGAUCGAGGGCGGCAUUCAUCCAGGCUCUUUUCUGUUCUGGCACCUAGAUGGUGGAAUGAACUUCCUCUAGAUGUCCGUACAUCAGAGACUUUGACUAUCUUUAAACGACGACUCAAGACGCAUCUGUUUCUCCAG
This is a messenger RNA of Clarias gariepinus (North African catfish), 1017 nucleotides long. RefSeq lists its product as uncharacterized. The record is from RefSeq and is a predicted model, not a curated record. The annotation marks the transcript as partial. NCBI's taxonomy places the organism in Eukaryota, Metazoa, Chordata, Actinopteri, Siluriformes, Clariidae. The transcript has 3 exons.